Molecule: messenger RNA, 3315 nt
Organism: Columba livia (rock pigeon)
Lineage: Eukaryota; Metazoa; Chordata; Aves; Columbiformes; Columbidae
Gene: RRAGC
Product: Ras related GTP binding C
Exons: 7
Coding region: 247-1467 (406 amino acids)
Biological process (GO): negative regulation of autophagy; cellular response to starvation
Cellular component (GO): Gtr1-Gtr2 GTPase complex; nucleus; lysosome
Molecular function (GO): GTPase activity; GTP binding
Source: RefSeq, a predicted model, not a curated record
GGGUGACGCUCGCUCGGGACGGGCGGGCCCGGCCUGGCCCCGCCCCUCCGGCUCACGUGCGGCGGCGCCGUCAGGUGACUCGUGUCGUCUGACCGGAGCCACACUACCCCCCCUGCCGUCCUCAGCCAAUCAGCGCCCCGGAGCUCGGAGCUAGCCAAUCCGGGGCGGGCUGUGUGCUGUCGGGCUGCGUUGGCCGCGCAGCAGGAGGCCCGGGACGGGCGCUGGCGGCGGCGGGCGCGGGCGGACAUGGCGCUGCAGUUCGGCGGGGCGGGCGCAGCGGGCACGGCCGAGGAGCCGGCGUUGGUGGGGAGCAGCUUCGGGGCUGCGGACUCGUUCCCCAAGGACUUCGGCUACGGGGAGGAAGAGGAGGAGGCGGAGCUGGAGGGAGGCCCAGGGCCCGGCGGCGGCGCGGGCGGGCCGGGCGGCGGCGCGGGCGGGGCGGACUCCAAGCCGCGGAUCCUGCUCAUGGGGCUGCGGCGCAGCGGCAAGUCCUCGAUCCAGAAGGUGGUGUUUCACAAAAUGUCUCCCAAUGAGACUCUGUUCUUGGAAAGCACCAACAAGAUCUACAAAGAUGAUAUUUCCAACAGCUCGUUUGUGAAUUUCCAAAUAUGGGAUUUUCCUGGACAGAUGGACUUUUUUGAUCCAACAUUUGAUUAUGAGAUGAUCUUCAGAGGAACAGGUGCUCUAAUAUAUGUUAUUGAUGCCCAGGAUGACUACAUGGAAGCUUUAACAAGACUCCACAUUACAGUUUCAAAAGCCUACAAGGUCAACCCAGAAAUGAACUUUGAAGUUUUUAUUCAUAAAGUUGAUGGAUUAUCGGAUGACCAUAAAAUAGAAACUCAGAGGGAUAUUCAUCAGAGGGCUAAUGAUGACCUUACGGAUGCUGGGCUUGAAAAACUUCACCUUAGCUUUUAUUUGACCAGUAUCUAUGACCAUUCAAUAUUUGAAGCCUUCAGUAAAGUGGUCCAGAAGCUCAUUCCGCAACUGCCAACGCUGGAAAAUCUAUUAAAUAUCUUUAUAUCAAAUUCAGGCAUUGAAAAGGCUUUUCUCUUCGAUGUAGUCAGCAAAAUCUACAUUGCAACAGACAGUUCCCCUGUGGACAUGCAGUCAUAUGAGUUGUGCUGUGACAUGAUUGAUGUAGUGAUAGAUGUCUCCUGUAUAUAUGGGUUAAAGGAAGAUGGCACUGGAAGUGCCUAUGAUAAAGAGUCAACGGCAAUUAUCAAGCUCAAUAACACAACGGUCCUGUACUUACAAGAAGUAACAAAGUUUUUGGCAUUAGUUUGCAUUCUUAGAGAAGAGAGUUUUGAGCGCAAAGGUCUGAUAGACUACAAUUUUCAUUGCUUCCGCAAAGCCAUUCAUGAAGUCUUUGAAGUAGGUGUUGCCUCCCACAGGAUAUGCAACCAUCAACCAAGCGCCUCAAAUAUGAAAGCAGUGACUCACAAUGGCACACCCAGGAACGCAGUCUAGAGAACUAAGGACGUUGGACAGACUUGUCAGCUCUUCACUCUCAAGUUUUCUGGAACAAAAGAGGGGUAAUCUGAAAGCCUGAAGGAUGUUUUCACCGGAGAAGAGUGGCGCUAACUGGGGAACAGCAGCUUGUAACUCGCGUUGGACAACUGGAACUACUGUAAGAAUACGUUGAGGCCAGUGGAGUUAGAAAUGCCGGUUUGAAACCAGCUUUGUUACAUGUGCAGUGGUUUUUCAGUUUGGAGUCCUGUUUUAAUCGUCUGUCUCUGACUGAUUGCCCAGUCAAAACCUACAAAUUAUUGAGAUGAGUUGUGCGUGAAACACUGAAUAGUCACUUGCUCAACUUUUUUUUUUAAUUAAUCCGUAGACUAUCCACUUUUGUUGAAGUUUACCCUUUUGUAAUUAAAAAAAGUUAUUGUUCAGGCUUGUGAAACUCAGGCUUUUUGUUUGGUGAGGCUGGUCUCACAAAUCAUUCCAUAAAGUAGUUCUUGCUCUUGCUGGUGUGCUCAGAGUAUUCGUGUGAAUUCAGUACUUACUAAGUGGAUGGAAGGUAGAGCUCUGUUCUAGUGAUCCUAAGCUUGUUCGGAGAGCUGACCUGGAGCUUCAUUUUAAGAUUGUGAUACUUCGCUUUCAGACCAUGCUUCUCGGUACGCCCCCUUUGACCAAAGGGAAGCGUUAAAACCAGAAAUAAACUCCCUGCUCUCUUUUGCGAAAAUGUGGAUGUCAUAAAUCUGUGAUUAAUCCUAUUUACAACACAACCGCAUGGCUAACUAAACUCAAAUGCCUGCCAUCUCUUGGAAUAAAGCAACCAACCACUCUCAGCUCUUCCCAAGUGAAGAAAUGGCAAAGUAACUGACUUCUGAUGGUGGAUCUCCCUCUGCCCUCUGGCUGAUAAUCGAGACAGAUCCCAGGAAAAUGUCUGAGGAUGUUAUCCUUGCAUGGCAAUUAAAUAUCAGCGUGCCACAACCUACUAAUAAUACUGGAUAUUGAAAGUGCAUUGAUUCACUGUGGCAAACACCUUGUUUGUCACCAUGCAAUCUGAAUAGAAUAGUGUUUCCUGAUUUUUGUGAAUUCUGGCUUUCAUACUACGGGAAGUAUAUAUGAAUUGUUUUAAUCUAAUUUAUUGGUAUUAUUACUGCAGAUGUCAUACUGUACAUUGGCCUUGCUAUGCAGCAAGCUCAGCUACUGGCCUGUAAAGAUCUCGCCUCUUUUUACCCGUCCCUGUGCGUGUUCUGAAGCCACUGGACCAACUGACUAUACAAGCAGCACUAUAAAAGUUUCUGCAAGAAGAUCUGUAACUGCAAGCGAUCCCUGUGACUGAUAUAUUUAUGUGGUCAGAAAUAACCAUGGGGUUGCUUCUGUGCUUUUCGAAUGGAUUUUCAUUGAACCUAUGUAAAAAUGAAUAUACAUGCAUUAACAUUAGGGUGUAUGCACAUACCGUGUAAAUGUUUUUCCUUUGUCUUGAAGAUGUUGUAUGAUAUUAAAUAGAUAAAGGUUCUGCUGUUCUACAGUUAGCAGGAGACUCGGGAAUUCAAGUGCUCUGGUUCAGUUUUCUUAGUAACAGGUGCAGUUCUGAAGGCAGGCUGAGCUGCUUUGUCGUAACGGAGCUGCAGGGUUUUUUAAGGCAUCGCUGUGGGUUUGUAAGGCUGGGCUUGUAGCUGCAAGUCUGUCGCACUGUGGUUGUACCCGAGCUGGGAGGAGAAGGAGUCGGCCAGGCCGCGGCAAGGAAGGUCAUUCCCAUUUGUGCAGUGAGGUUUUCAUGUCCUGAGCACACGCAUACGUUCCUGUCUUUGUCUUCACUCUUUACAUGAUUUUGUGUUAAUAAAAUGGAAAAAGGUCAAACUGUAA